Molecule: messenger RNA, 1765 nt
Organism: Physcomitrium patens
Lineage: Eukaryota; Viridiplantae; Streptophyta; Bryopsida; Funariales; Funariaceae
Product: trihelix transcription factor ASR3
Source: RefSeq, a predicted model, not a curated record
UGUUCUCAUCACGUAGAUGCGAGGGACCACGGCAACCCGGGUCUAAGGAGCGGGUUAGGGUUGCCCGGCGCAGUGUUCAUCGCCCGGCCCAGCCCACGCUCCGUCCCCGCUGCUCCGAACCCCAGCCUGCGCUUCUCGCCGUGUCUGGAAGGGUGGCAGUCAAUUCAUGUCCUGGACGCGUUUGGAGGCAUUGCUAGCUAUUGAGGAAGGAAGCUCAGCAGAUGAGAUCAUAGUACAAUCUUUGCUGGGAGUUCGUGUUGCUGAGGUGCGAUGGCUGAUCACAUGGGCCCUCCUCCUUGUGGCUUGGGCCAUCAUGCUUUGGCUGAUGCGCUUGUCGAUGACAGAGAUCAUCACAAUCAUACUGGAAGUGAAGAUGAUGUAUUUGGUGAUCGUCGAAAGGGAGAUGUAUUUAGGAAAGGGAGGAUUUAUAAGAAAGGAAAUUGGACGGCAGCAGAGAUCCUAGUGUUGCAGGCAGCGCGAAGGGAAGACUUUGAUAGAGUUCGCAGGGGUAACUUGAAAGAACGACACAAAUCAGCACAAGAGAGAUGGAAGUGGAUAGAGGAUUAUGGCUGGAGCCAAGGAGUUCACAAAAGUGCACAGCAAUGUCAAGACAAAUGGGAGCUGCUGGUGUCAGAAUUUAAGAAAGUGAAUGAUCAUGAGAAGAAUCUGCCUGGAGGUCAGAAGUCGUACUGGGAUAUGUCAAAGGAAGAGAGAAAGAAGACAGUUAUGCCUCCUAAUUUCUAUAAGGAUGUUUACAAUGCUCUAUCAGAGUGGUAUUGCAAAGGCCGCCCUGCAGACCCUGGAGAGCUGGACACGUCAGGCCCUCUUCGUCAUACUGGUGUAUCUCAUAGAAGUCUUAGCCUUCAGGCUGCCAGUGACGCAGAGUUCUCCGUCCCUGAGGACUCAGAUGGUGAUGGUGACCCCGAAUCAUUAUUAAGGAAACAAAAGAGAAAGUCUUCAUUGUUUCCACUGUCAGAGGAGUACGGUCUGGCCUGUAUUCUGAAAAUUAACAACAAAAGGGUGAUUGAUGCGAUGAUGGAGAGUGAGGACCGCAAGGACAAACGUCAUAGAGAAGACAUAGAUAUGGAGGAGAAGAAGCUUGAUUUUGAACGGGAGAAGUUCCGAGGAACGAUGCAGUUGGGAGCGGGUUACAUUAAUGCUCUUAACAGCAUUGGCGAUGGUCUGAAGCAACUUGGAGCAGCCCUCUCUGCAACCAGUCAAGCCUGAGUAAUGAUUUGUUCAGGCGAUUUUUUGUGCUUAUCAAGUGGCUUAGGUUUUCUAUCGAAUCUAUCUGAAGUGAUAUGUCCUUAGGAUUUUAGGUCUUCACAACAAACAAAAUAGGAACCUAUCUUACUGAGUGAACCGUGUUUAUGGUAAGGAGCUGCUCAUUAGAACCAGAUUUGCAGUAGUGUAGUUGCACACUCGCACUUGGUGGUCAGGCAAGCGUUUGCUUUUUUUGUUUGGUGAACAGAAUGACUGCUGUUUAGCCGAAACAGGGUGCUGGGUUCCUUCAAAUCUUUAUACAUUGUUGCAAGGGUCAGGUAUAGUUUGUAUAGAUAGUAGAUCCAUUCGACAAGCUUAAUUACUGCUGUGUACCCUGAAGGGGUAUGGGCACAGGAAGAGAAGUUGGGACUGUAGACUCGAUCCUAAUCUCAGGUGAAUCCCAUAGGAUUGGCACUUAGUGUGUUCAUUAGAUUUUUGGUAUUCUAAGAUACAGUUCUCUUGUACUUUUUGUACUUGUACAUACAGCAGCUUCAGUCAUACA